AUGUGGAGCCUACUAUGGAUAUACCUAACAUAUGUGAUUGGUGUGAUUGUAACACUGGUAAUUAUUCUCUCACUGUUUGGCAUAUCAACUGGCGUCCGUGAGCGUGCUGCUCAACUUCUUUUGGUGGUAUUUGCGGUAAGCUUUUGUUUUUUUUGUUCUUGGAGUUUAGGAUCAAGUUAAUUCGAUAAUGGCAGGCUUAAAGCAAGAGGAUUUCGACGCUAUGUGUGCGAUUUUAAAGUAUAAGCGUUAUUUUUCUUAUUGUACUUGCGCAAAAUAGUCGCGUUUUGCCAAAAAAAUCAUCGAAAUUGCCUUAAUGUAAUCCUGGAAAUUGAAGUUUUCAAUUUGAGACCAAAAUAUACUGUGAAAUUAUUUUUUACAAAGUAAUUCCAGGCUAUUUCGAACCUUGUCUUUUUUUUAUCAAUAAAAAAUUUAUUCAUAUAAUUGCCGUUAAAUAGCAUUUGCGCAAAAUAAGGUAACACUUUGUCCAUUUUCGUCUAAGAGUUUCUUCGAAGCUGUUGGCAAGGCUAUAAUGAAGACUCCGCGUUUCACACAGCAUAAAAUCCAAAAACUAUAAGCAUAGCGCGCUUAUAGGGCCUGAUACAGACCUUUGGCCGGCGUUAAAUUCCUUUCGGACUUGCCGUUUUUUCCUUGCGGAUUCGAACGGACUUUAAGGUUUAUAUUGAAAUUGUAUUCAUUUACCCCUGCACUAGGCAGGGGCGUCUUCUCUUCGCUCGAACCGCGAGGAAGACGAAAAAAAUGCGGGCCGCCUGAGGGCAGAGAAAAACGGGAGAGCGUAAUGAAAAAAUUGCGUUAAAAACAAACAAACAAGACACGAAAUACAUCAAAAAAGAUAAGGAAAACUUGCAUUACACUGAGCAUUUUUAGUGGGCAGCUCAGUUGGAAGAUGAAUGCGAAAAUUGUGAGGAUAAUGAAUCCGCAGCCGUUCCUUCCGAUGAAAUCUCUGAGUUUGGUAGUGGUGGGAUGGAAACGCACAGGCCUAGAAAGAGGGCAAAGGGAGCCGCAGAUCAUCGUAAGUUUAUAUUACACUUGAUGUAUUUGAGGAGAAAUUUUUGGAAAUUAACGUGUAAAAUAUUAUAAUCGUAUUUUAAACUCAUUCCGAACGAAUUAAGACCUCAUUCAACGCCGGUGGACCAAUUCGGUGGACAGGAAACUCCAUCAAUCCGACUACGAGACCGAUCAGGAAGGCGAGACCGAACCCCAUCCCAAAAAGAACACUGUAAGCACAAUCGUCAAUGAUUCCAUGGAAAUUAUGCUGGCUGGAGUUGAAUCCAUCAUCGAGGAUGAGGUAACCAGUCGCUUUAAGGCAGCAGCGCUGCCAUCGUGGAAUUUGUUGAGCAGAAGUCGAACUGGCUAUGGGCACAUAAAGUAAGGUCUAUUUCGUUUAGUAUUGUGGUUUUUAGUGGAUGUAAUGAGAUUGAUGCAUAACAGUAUGAUGAAUUUAGGGUAUUUUUGCUGUCUUUGGGGGAUUUUUUGAAUUUUGCGGAAAAUUUACAGAAUUUUUUUUUGUGUUUGUACUACAAUUUUCAUUAUUUUUUUCCAAAAUCCAAAUUUCGAUAUAAUUUUUUAUCUUUUUGGAAAAAAUAAUGGUUUCCCGUGUUUUAGCUGGAAGCUCUUGGCCCUUUGGGGUGCCGGCGUCGGCUUCAGAUACGUGGUCUUGCUUCCAGUGAGGUUCAUUUUAUUCUCGAUCUCACUUUUGCUUUUGCUCUUCAAUUCUCUUUGGAUUGGCCUCAUUCCUAAUGAAAAGUAAGUAAAUUAAGCCUUUAUGGCAUCAGAAAUUUGCUGAGGAGACUAAAUUUAUAUUGUUUUAGCAUCAGAAUCAUCUGCAACAAGUACAGUAUGCUGACGUUUUCUCGAAUUUUAUCCCGUGCUUUCUCAUCCAUCAUUGUUUUCCAUGAUAAGUAAGGAUUCAUUGAGCUUUGCUGGUCCUUUUACACCAUGAGAUAUCUGAAAAUUCGAUUUUUUCAGACAGAAUCGACCAAAAUCCGGAAUUGUUGUAGCAAAUCACACAAGUCCAAUUGAUGUGAUGAUUUUGAGCACAGAUAAUGUAUAUGCAAUGAUUGGACAACGCCAAGGAGGAAUUUUGGGACUGGUCCAAACAGCGGUGAGCAGGUCUGCUCACCAUAUUUGGUUUGAUCGGACGGAAGCCAGGGAUCGGAAUACGGUCAGAAGGACUUUGAAGUGAGUAACUUAAAACUAGAAUGUUUUUUAAGUUUUUUAAGAAUAAAAUUUUAGGUAAAAAUUAGGUUUGAAGUUGAUUUUAGUCGACAAGAUUUUUUGUGGAAGUUUGUUAUCUUUUUUUGCACUAAGAAGUGCCAAAAUUGGAAUAAUUUUACCGUAUUAUUGAGUUAAAUGAUGUAAUGCUACAGAGAGCACGUAGAAGACCCCCGAAAACUGCCUAUUCUCAUCUUCCCCGAGGGCACUUGCAUCAACAACACCUCCGUGAUGAUGUUCAAAAAAGGCUCGUUCGAGGUCGCGGACUGGGUCCAUCCGAUCGCAAUGAAAUACGACAAUCGUCUCGGCGACGCGUUCUGGAACAGCUCGGCCCAGGGAUACUUUGCUUAUUUGAUGUCCAUGAUGACUUCUUGGGCCCUUAUGUGUCAGGUUUGGUAUAUGCCUGCGAUGAAGCGGGAACCCGGCGAAGAUGCGGCGGUUUUUGCCCGGAGGGUAAAGCGAGCGAUUGCCCAGCAAGGAGGUUUGGUGGACCUGGAAUGGGACGGAAAUUUGAAGAGAACUAUGGUCAGUUGGGGGAGAAAUUUGCAGGGAUUAAGUAGAUCUGAGAUGGGAAAGGUUGAGCUUUAAGAUUUUCGAGAUUUGAGGGUAUACAAAUAAUUUGUGAUUCAGGUCCCAGACAAGCUGAAGAACGCCCAAAAAGAACUGUUCUACCAAUACCUUCAUCGGACCACAUCAAUUGCCGGUGAACUUUCGGCAGAUGAGAUUGAAUUCAUAAAGAAAAUCCAAGAAGUAAGCGCAAAAAGGAUUGUUGACAUCCUUGGGGAUGUAACUGAUGGAUUUUUGUUGUACAAUUGAAGGUUUUAUGGCAUUAUUUUUUGCAGGAAGACGACGUUCCCAUCGCCCAAGCCGUUAAUGAAUUGGAAUCCAAAGAAGGCCUCCAUCUGAAGGGAGAGUAG
Bursaphelenchus xylophilus (pine wood nematode) is the source of this 3149-nucleotide messenger RNA. The record is from the annotation of a GenBank genome assembly. Lineage: Eukaryota; Metazoa; Nematoda; Chromadorea; Rhabditida; Aphelenchoididae.